Megalobrama amblycephala (Wuchang bream) is the source of this 3054-nucleotide messenger RNA. Its product is annotated as serine/threonine-protein kinase DCLK1-like. The record is from RefSeq and is a predicted model, not a curated record. Gene Ontology annotation, biological process: retina development in camera-type eye; photoreceptor cell development; axoneme assembly. The transcript is spliced from 9 exons. NCBI's taxonomy places the organism in Eukaryota, Metazoa, Chordata, Actinopteri, Cypriniformes, Xenocyprididae. Gene Ontology annotation, cellular component: axoneme. Bases 1486 to 3054 code for a protein of 522 amino acids. Gene Ontology annotation, molecular function: ATP binding.
AAUGUACGGAUAUGCAACAGACUUAACAACAAUAAGAAACCAAUGCAAAGUCUGAAACAGUCCUAAGCCUACACCGUGUCCUUAACCAGACGUGAUGUCAGCUCUCGGCCAUUUUAACUAGGUUUUUUUUUUUUUUGUAGGAUACUAACCAGCGGCGACGGCGAUACGACACACUUUUUUACAGUUGCUAUUUCUGCUGUGUCGCGGCUGGAACAACUUACAAAGUAUGAUAAUGACAAUCUCAGGUACUCACAGGGCUUGCUUUGAGGGGGGAUGGCAUCCCCCUUGUUGAAAAAAAUGACAAAAAGCUUUUUUGACAAAAAACACUUCAGUGCCCUCCAAAGGCACCAUUUUAGGUAUAUAAUUGUCUGUGUGUGUGAGAGAGAGUCUGGUGGUCACUCAUCCAAAGCUACAAUGAUAUAAAUAAUGUAAUGAAAAAUGCCUAUUUUUCUACUCUUUAAACCACUAAAUAUGUUAAAGUGCCAAAAACUCCACCCAAGGCCAAUGCCCACACCAUCACCCUUGAAUUUUUUUUACAGUUCGACCUCUGGGUACUCAUUAUGUGCUUUUACUUAAUGCAAAGAGAAUUUAAUGUGAGUUUGAAUAUCAUUUUCAUGGCCUUUAUAGACCUAAGCAACAAUGGAUAAUGUUAGCCUAAUUCACCUCAGAUCUUGAAAAUAAAGGAAACAAUGUUCAAACUGCCAACAAAGGUAUUCUAUGAUUUAAAAAAGACUGUUUCAGUCACUCAGUAUGUAUUUUUAAUCAUGUUAAAAUGCUAUAAGAUUUAUGAAUUUGAUAAUGUAGUCUACCUGUUGGGCCUACUAAUCCAUUUCAGAGAGAGCCCGCCCACACCCUCUUCUGAUUGGCUGUGAUUUUUGAUUGACUUAAUACAGGACACGGUGUUAGGCUGUUUAAAAUUUGCUUUUCAAAGCUGCAAUUUAGGCCAUAUGGAGCUACAAAAUUAACGAGCAGCAUCAUGAGCUGUUUAUUUCUCAUGUUUUGUUUGAAUGCCAGGGUACUGCUAUACGUAAACGCCGCCCCAUGCGUAUCAAAAGACAGUUUGAAUAUAUCUUGUACCACUGGAGUGUAUCUGCUGGACUGCAAGCGGCGCUGAACAGUCUCCUCCCCACCCACGAGGACCUGCAUUUGAGACAGUGUCGGUGUCUAGGUAGGUAGGUACCUCACUAGGUUUUGAGACACAGCCCUGCUCGCUCGUAUUCAUUCAUUGAGGGAUUUCUUUCUCCAUGAAUACGACAAAGACUGGCAGUCUCUCUGCAUUAAAUAAGAGCGAGAAGGGCAGAGAGACACCGGCUGCAGCCCAUCCGCCCCAUCCAGCAGAGCACAUGAUUCUCUCCUCCUGCUCUUAAAAACCAUCACCAGCAUCCUCUGGAAGAGAUGACAAGCCAUUAGAUGUAUGCUUUCAUAUCAACUGUGCUCAUCGGAUAGCUACACGCGCACAAACAUUCUACAGUCCCUGGUGUUGACAUGGAGCUGGAGCAUUUCGACGAACGGGACAAAGCACAAAGAUACAGCCGUGCGGGUUCACGGGCGAACGGCCUCCCGAGCCCUACACACAGCGCUCACUGCAGCCUGUACCGAACCCGGACCUUACAGGCUCUGAGCUCCGAGAAGAAAGCCAAGAAGGUCCGGUUCUACCGCAAUGGAGACCGGUACUUUAAAGGGAUUGUGUACGCUAUCUCCAACGACAGAUUCAGGUCUUUCGACGCUCUGCUCGCAGACCUCACCCGCUCUCUAUCAGAUAAUGUAAAUCUGCCCCAGGGGGUCCGGACCAUUUAUGCCAUUGACGGGUCGAAAAUUACCAGCAUGGAGCAGCUGGUGGAAGGGGAGAGCUAUGUGUGUGGAUCAAUUGAGCCUUACAAGAAGCUGGAAUACACUAAGAAUGUCAACCCCAACUGGUCAGUUAAUGUCAGGACCGUUGCAUCAGCACGAGCGCCCACCUCUCUGGCCAGCGCCAAGGCCGGGUCUAUAGAAAUCAAGGACAACAAGGAUUUCAUCCGGCCCAAACUGGUGACCAUAAUCCGCAGCGGGGUAAAGCCUCGGAAAGCCGUGCGCAUCCUUCUCAACAAGAAGACAGCCCACUCGUUUGAGCAGGUUCUCACGGAUAUCACAGAUGCCAUCAAACUGGACUCUGGAGUGGUCAAGAGGCUAUAUACAGUGGAUGGCAAAAUGAUAACAUGUCUUCAGGACUUCUUUGGUGAGGAUGAUAUAUUUAUUGCCUGCGGCCCAGAGAAGUUCCGCUACCAGGAUGACUUCCUGUUGGAUGAGAGUGAGUGCAGGGUGAUGAAAUCGCAGUCCUAUGGCCGUAUUUCUUCCAUGCAGGGCCGCUGCUCUCCCCGCAGUGGUGGACCCUCAAGAAGGAGCAAGUCCCCUGGUUCCAGCAGCUCAGCUAACGGUACAGCAGGAAGUCAGCUGUCGACCCCACGGUCAGGCAAAUCUCCCAGUCCAUCUCCCACCAGUCCAGCCAGUCUGAGGAGACGAAGGGGCUCUCAGCACAGUGGCUCCUCUCUCUCUCUGGCCUCCACCAAGGUGUGCAGCUCCAUGGAUGAGGGCGAUGGGCUGGGAAGUGAAGCUGAGCUGAUGGAGGAUUGUCCUCAGGUUCCUGCUUCCAUAGCCGAGCGGUACAAAGUGGGACGAAUGAUUGGCGAUGGGAACUUUGCCGUGGUCCGAGAGUGUAUGGAGAGAUCCACAGGCCGAGAGUACGCUCUGAAGAUCAUCAACAAGAGCAAAUGCAGGGGGAAGUUCACCCCCUUUUGGCCCUGUGGCAGUACAAGCUUUGGCGCUGUGAGGGCAUCAGGGACAUAUUUUAGAAAGUUCACUCCCACACGCAGCAUGUGGUUGGUCUCAUGUAGUUGUUUGUGGCCAGGGGCCGUCGUGGGACCAGAUGCCGUGAACGGGAGGUUGGAGGGGUAUGAGUGGUGGUACAAAGCAUUUCGCAUGGAAGUGUUGGCAAGUUUGGUUGUCAGUGGCAGUGGCAGUAAGGUGGGAAAUGUUGCAGGAACAGUCCGCUGGCUGCGGGUGUUGUUGCCACACUAA